UGGCCGAGCAGCCGCCCGCUCUGAGGCCGGGCCGGGCUGGGCUGGGGCCGGGGGAGUCGCCGCGCCGUCCCCUGUGCCGCCCGGCCCGGGCGCCGAGAGACAGCGGCACCAAGAGCGUACGGCACGGCCAGGAACGAGCUGGCGGCUCGGUACCUGGGCCAGAGCCCCCUACGCUGUGCCCCCCUGAUGCUGGCCGGCCUGUGCCCAGAAGAUGAGCAGAUUGCUGGUGGGGGUGACCCUGGAGAGGAUCUGCAAAGCUGUUUUGCUCCUAUGUUUACUGCACUUCCUCAUCAUCAUGAUCCUCUACUUUGAUGUCUACGCCCAGCGCCUGGACUUCUUCAGCCGGUUCAAUGUGCGCAACUCCUCCCGCACGCUGCCCUAUGUCAACAUUUCUCGGCCUAACAGCACCACUGGCCCUCUGGGCACUGAGCUCCUGGCCCUGAGUGCCAAGUCUGUCGGCAGCAACAGCACCAUCACCGAGAAGCCCUUACCGCCCUGUCCAGAGAUGCCUCCUGGCCUUGUUGGCCGUCUCCUGAUUGAAUUCAGCUCUCCCAUGAGCAUGGAGAGGGUGCAGCGGGAGAACCCAGAUGUGCAAGAAGGUGGCAAGUACUCGCCCCCAGACUGUGUGCCUCGCCAGAAGGUGGCCAUCCUCAUCCCUUUCCGCCACCGUGAGCACCACCUGAAGUACUGGCUGCACUACCUGCACCCAAUCCUACGACGGCAGAAGGUGUCCUAUGGCAUCUAUAUCAUUAACCAGUUUGGGGAAGAUACCUUUAAUCGAGCCAAGCUGUUGAAUGUGGGCUUUCUGGAAGCCCUGCGAGAUGAUGAGAGCUAUGACUGCUUCAUCUUCAGCGAUGUUGAUCUUGUGCCCAUGGAUGACCGGAAUCUCUAUCGCUGUUAUGAUCAGCCCCGGCACUUUGCGGUUGCUAUGGAUAAGUUUGGUUUCCGGCUGCCAUACUCUGGCUACUUUGGAGGUGUCUCUGGCCUGAGCAAGACACAGUUUCUGAAGAUCAAUGGCUUCCCUAACGAGUACUGGGGCUGGGGUGGGGAAGAUGACGACAUCUUUAACCGGAUCUCGCUUAAUGGCAUGAAGGUGUCACGUCCUGAUGCCCGCAUUGGGCGCUACCGCAUGAUCAAGCAUGAGCGUGACCGGCACAACGAGCCCAAUCCCCAGCGGUUCACCAAAAUCCAGAAUACCAAGGUGACCAUGAAACGCGAUGGCAUUGGCUCCCUGCAGUACCGCCUGGUGGAGACGUUUCGCCGUCCGAUGUACACCAACGUAACUGUGGAGAUUGGCAGGCCGCCACCACGCCCCCCUCGGGGUUGACUCUUUGCUGCUUGGCCCAGCCCAUGGCCCCAUGCAUGAGGAGCUGUGUGGAUCCCAGCCCUGACUGGUUCAGAGGACUGUGUCCUGGCUUGGAGGACCUGUCUGUCUCCUUCGUGGGGAUGGGGGGAAAGGCCAAGAAUGCGUCUUUGCCUUGCCCCAGCCUUUGGCUGAAGCCCAUCUCCUUAUCACCAGUCCGUUCUCCACAGUGCCCUUCACAGGCUGGGGAAUGAAUGUGAGUGUGUUACAGUGUCUGGCUUAGGGCUUGGGGGUUGUGGGCAUAGCCAAGCCCCAUUCAUGGCUGGUAGGUGCCAAGAGCAGAGGAAGCCUAGGGCAAGUUCUUGACUCUUUGUAUGACUUUGGCAGAGCCCAUCCUCCUUUGGGACUCUUCGCUGGGCUGCGUCCCAAAAGGAUUCCAGAAGGACAGUAGUUGCUCUCUUCUUCUUCUCGCAGCCUGCAAGACUACUGCCUUUUGAGCCUUCUUUCCAGGGCAUGGCCUGGUCUUAUGACAACUGCCAGCUUGCAAGGGGCAAAGGUGGUGCACUUGUGCCCAGUUGAGGAGAGCUCCAGCCAAGGAGAAGCUCUAAUGGGUCUGGCCACUGCCUGCCUCCAUUCAUAGCUUGGUGCUGUCCCCUGCUGGGCCCUGGAUGUCACUUCUGGCUCCAGAAACACAGGGGUGUUUUAUACAAACCCUCAUUAGAAUACUUGAGUGCUUCCUGGGUUCGUGUGGCAUGCAGCCCUGUCUGGUGAGGGGUGCAGCAGGCACUUCUUCCUAGCCAUGUUUGCUCUUCUGCCUGUGGCUGGGGCAGGUUGGUUGCGCAGUGCGCUUGUCCUCAGCAAGUGGAUUCAUGAUGUGGCUUGGCCUAAUCCAGGGUGGGCUGGCUGGCUUCUUUUCAUAAGCACUAUGGAUCUCUGGCCAUUGCUACAGAACAGAGGAAGGCGGAGUUGGCUUCCUGUUGUUUCCCCCUGAUCCACUACCGUACCAACCAACCUGCCCCGCCCCCACUCACCCAGCAACCCUACCAUCCCUCCACUAUCUGCCAGGCAACCUGCUCUCGACCACUUGUCCUGCCCUCCUUGUCCAUCUGCCUCAGGCCAGGCCCCUGGGUCUGACUGUCUGCUCAUGACACAUGGCGGCCCUGUGCCUAGUACCUGGAGCUAGAAAGCUGCUGGUGUCCCUCAACACUGGUUAUGGUGCCUGGCAGGUAGAAUCUCCUGCAUCUGACCACUUUGGGGUGGCAGCUGGGCCAGGCUUGAAGCCAGGCUCCAGCCUGUUACACAGCCUGGGUAUUGGUGACUUUUGUACAUUUGAAUGUUUUGAUCCCUUUUCAAGCCUAUGGUGAAUGCAGCACUGGUCACUCUGAUCAGACUUUUGUAUUCAGUAAAGUUUCAGAACUUGGA
Elgaria multicarinata webbii is the source of this 2725-nucleotide messenger RNA. RefSeq names its product beta-1,4-galactosyltransferase 2 (gene B4GALT2). The transcript has 7 exons. Gene Ontology annotation, biological process: carbohydrate metabolic process. Gene Ontology annotation, cellular component: Golgi apparatus. Bases 212 to 1327 code for a protein of 371 amino acids. NCBI's taxonomy places the organism in Eukaryota, Metazoa, Chordata, Lepidosauria, Squamata, Anguidae. Gene Ontology annotation, molecular function: galactosyltransferase activity. The record is from RefSeq and is a predicted model, not a curated record.